AAUUGGUAGUCGGUUAGCAGAAAACUUCCAGCCUGCUCAACAAUCCACUCCCGAGCCAGAAGCUGCUCACCAAACACCCACUUUUGAAGUUAGUCCAACCAAUUCCCCGCAUCUCUCCGAACAGGUUGACACUAGUGAAGGUAAAAUAUUUAACUAUGUUAUGUUUUUAGUUACAUUCUUAAUUAUGAAAAUAUUCUUGAUUUGCCUUGGGCAUCGGUUAGCAGAAAACUUCCAGCCUGCUCAACAAUCCACUCCCGAGCCAGAAGCUGCUCACCAAACACCCACUUUUGAGCUAGAAGUCACUCACCAUUCACCCACUCCCGCGCAUAAUGCCACAUUGGAAGUUACUCCAACCAAUUCCCCGCAUCUCUCCGACGGUGAUGUGCAUUCUUCUCCACCAUCAGACCAUGUUAUGUUUGACACUAGUGAAGCCGGGGAAAAUGCGGGGGAGAAUGUGGGGCAUCGCAAACGCUGUAGACCUGGCAUGGCGACUCCUACAUCAUAUCUUGUAACUGGACCAAGAGUAAAUAAGGGGCUGUGGGUAAACAAGAAAUUUACGCAUUCCGACGAUCACGUCAAAGCUAUCUGGGCUAAAAGAAAGAGAAAGUGAUGAGUUGUUUCCCAUUUCAUCCAUGUUUGUUGAAGAAAAGUGAAAUGUAUAUAACUUGUCUUGAUAUGCCCCGUACAUUUUAUGGCAAAUCUGUUGUUCUAAGUGAUGCUGCUUAGGGAUGCUCAAAUUAACCAACUGUAUUUGAAUAUUUCUGUGGGCUAUAUAACUGUAUUUGAAUUU
This is a messenger RNA of Trifolium pratense (red clover), 790 nucleotides long. RefSeq lists its product as uncharacterized. The record is from RefSeq and is a predicted model, not a curated record. The transcript is spliced from 3 exons. The coding region runs from base 161 to 610 and encodes 149 amino acids. Lineage: Eukaryota; Viridiplantae; Streptophyta; Magnoliopsida; Fabales; Fabaceae.